Messenger RNA from Amoebophrya sp. A120, 1852 nucleotides. NCBI's taxonomy places the organism in Eukaryota, Dinophyceae, Syndiniales, Amoebophryaceae. The record is from the annotation of a GenBank genome assembly.
CGUAUCUGUUGAUGUUUGACAUUGCCGGGUAUCUAUAUUCAUUUGUGGUGGACGAGGUAAGUAUCUAUAUCCAUCGUCGAUUAUUGAGGUAGCGGUUGCGCACAAUCUCACGCCAGUUUUUAUGUAUUUAGUUUCGUCAUCUUUAUCUACAACUAGUCGCGCCAUUUUCAUUUAUCCUCUGCUCUAUGUUUGAUCGUAGAAAAGAUUCGUUGCUCCCCGGCCGCGUGGGUCUAAAGAUGUACAACAAGAAUUUCUUCCUUCUGAACCUGCUUGCUGAAACAAUCCUGCUCCUCCAGAAGAACCACCAGGAGGUCACCCCGCCCCUGUUCCAUUUCGUAUCGGCCCGGCAAGAACAGAAGCUGAACCUCUUCGGCCAACCCGUCGAGAAGUGCGGAACGGCUCCGGGACCGGCUUCCACUGGCUACUGCGACGGCGGGGACGCCAGCUCAGAUCCGGGACUGCACCAAAUUUGUGCGAGCAAACUCCCGGGCGACUUCUCUACGAAAACCAACCAGGGCUCCAAUUGGUCGGAAGAACAGAGCGGAAAACACUGGUGCAUCUGCAUCUGGGCGUAUUCGGGAUAUGUCUCGCACAUCGACCCGACUAUCUCACUACAAUGUAGCGGGAUUCCGGAGUCGGCUCUGUCCGAAAAUUACCUCGCGAAUUGGAAGUCGGGGUCUUUGCCGGGGGAAGUGAAAAAGGGCGUCGAAAGCCUGAUGAAAACAUGCCUCGUCCAAGCCUCGGAUGAGGAGCAAAAACAACAUCUGGUCACGCUGUACACGAAAUUGCAACAGCGGGAGUCGCAGCUUGCGAAGCCGCAGGAGCUCGGGGUAGGACUGCAAGGACUACGACUAGCACCGCACGGUGAUGAAGAUGUUGCGGGUAGUACCGGAACAAGAAGUACUAGGGACAUUGCUGUACGACAAGAUGAAGAAGGUGAAAAAGCCCGACAAGCAGUGUCGAAACGGCAGCGGCAGGAAACAGACGAGGAAAAGCAGAUGAAACAAGAGCAGCAGCAGAUGUUGUUGAGCAGUCAAAUGAAUCAGGAACUACCAGACCUCCAGGCUAAAAAAACGGAGCAUCUCGAGCGGCAGAUGCGUGGAGCGCUAGGCGGAGCAUCUUCUACUACAAAGGACGAACUGCAAAAUGAACCUGGACGAGAGGAGGCUCCUUUUUCAUCGGGCGCUGCAGCAAAGAACAUGCAGAUUUACAUCAUCGGAGGGGUGGGCUCUCUAUUGGUGAUCUCCUUCGUGUUUCUUCUCUACAUCAACUGCGCGGGGGGCGUUGCUAGUAUUUCAUCUGGGAGGACGAGCGCUGCUGCUGCUAAUGGUGCUAACGCGACGAGUGGAACGGCUGCUGCGAGAAGUGCUUCGUUUGCUGGUCGUGGCAAUGCCACCUUGCAAGAUGAAGAUGAGGAAGCUUCCUUGCUGCUUGAAAAAGCGAAGAAUGACGCCUCUGGGGGCGCGGUGUAGAUUAACUUCUUGUUGUUGGGCGACUGAUAAAUAUUAGAUGACUUUUACACGACUUCUACCGAGCCCGAGACCCUCAAAGCUGCCCUUUCAUACAUGAUAGCUGAGUGGGGCACAGCCAGCAGUUUACAACUUCUACUUACGACAUCCAUUUUCGCUUGGCUUCCUUCCUUAUCAUGCGUUUCGGUUUCAUCUCGUUUCAUCAUGCUCCUGUACAAAAUUCAAAGCACUUCCACUACGUCGAGAACCUGUAUGGAGACCUGCACGAACCAGAUUUACGAAUUCUGCUUGUACCAAACGAGGAGGGACACCCAAAUCCUAAUUGCUAUGCCGAAAAAAUAAAUUCGUCUUUGUCUUGUUUCCUUCACGACCAGGCUGCUCCU